AAGCGCGCCGGCGCAGGUCGUGCCAGCGGGGAGGUGCGGCGGCGGCAGCCGGAAGGGCGGGGUAGUCAAGCCUCACCCCGCCUGUCAGCGAGGGCGCCUGUCAGCACGGUGCUUUUGCUUGGCUCCGUGGGGCUUCCGGGCGUGGGAAGCAACCUGCUAGUGCUCGUCAUCUACCUCAAGUUACCGCGGCUCCGCAACCCCGCCCGCCUCCUCCUGCUCCACGUCAGCCUCGGCGAUCUGCUACCGCCCGUCCUCCGGGCCGCGCUGGCUUUCUCCUUCGCCCUGAGGGGCAGCAGGGUGGGGAGCACCACGAUCGGCGAGUGGGCUUCAGCAACAGCCUGUGAGAGCAGAAUUCCAUUCACAAAUGCAUAUGUGAUACAUUUUGACAUUCGCUGCUAAGAUGAAACACAGAAAUGAACACCGUAUACUUGUUUUAUUAUUCUCAGAUAUUAGAUGUACUUUAUCAUGGUUUUAUGCUACUGACCUAUAAGAAAAUAAUACUAAAAAAGGGUAUCAGUUGAAUACCUGGGACCUGCAACUUCAGUAUUUCUGGGAUGAUCUGGAAUAUCACAAGGAGAGAUUUUAUUACAGCAUAUUCACACCUUCUCUGAACCCUCAGCCCAGAUUCAUGCACAUUUUCUUCAUUAGAAGUUGUCACCAGACACUUUUCCAGGAUGGCCAACAGUCUCCCAACAGAGUUUGAUGUGAUAGUGAUGGGGACAGGUCUGCCUGAAUCCAUCCUUGCCGCUGCAUGUUCCAGAAGUGGUCAAAGGGUUCUGCAUCUCGAUUCAAAAAGUUACUAUGGGGGAAACUGGGCUAGUUUCAGCUUUCCAGGAUUGCUGUCCUGGUUGAAGGAACAUCGGCAAAACAGUGACACUGGGGAAGAAAGCCCUGCUGCAUGGCAAGACAUGAUCCAUGAAACAGAAGAAGCCAUCCCUCUUUGCAAGAAGGAUGAAACCAUUCAACAUGCUGAAGUUUUUUGUUAUGCCACUCAGGGCAUGGAUGGCAAUAUUGAAGAGCUUGAUGCUCUGCAGAAAAAUCCUUCUUGUGUAGCAUCUAGUACCCUCAUAAAACCUCUGAAUUCUGCAUGCUUGUCUGAGGAAACACACUCAUCACAUGUUACUAGCUAUGAAGUGCCUACACAAGACACUCCAAAAAACAAUGAAGAAAUAACUGAUACAGCAGAAACUUCUGUGAAAGAAGAAUAUUGUGUGUAUAAUACUUAUAAACACACAGUUUCAGAUGGCAUUAAAGAUGAAAUCAAACCUGCAUUGGAAGACAUCAGUGUGCCACCAAAGAGAAAGAGGAUUACUUACUCUCAAAUAGUUAAAGAAGGCAGGAGGUUUAAUAUUGAUCUGUCAUCGAAGCUGCUUUAUUCUCAAGGACUGUUAAUUGAUCUGUUAAUCAAAUCAAAUGUUAGUCGUUACGCAGAAUUUAAAAAUGUCACUAGGAUUCUUGCAUUUCGAGAAGGAAAAGUAGAGCAGGUGCCUUGUUCCAGAGCAGAUGUCUUUAAUAGCAAAGAGCUCAGUAUGGUUGAAAAGAGGAUGCUAAUGAAAUUUCUUACAUUUUGUUUAGAUUAUGAACAACAUCCAGAGGAAUACCAAGCUUUCACACAAUGCUCAUUUUCAGAGUAUUUGAAAACCAAAAAAUUAACCCCCAGCCUCCAACAUUUUAUACUUCACUCGAUUGCCAUGACGUCAGAAUCAUCUUGCACUACAGUAGAUGGCCUUAAAGCAACAAAAAACUUUCUUCAGUGUCUUGGACGGUUUGGCAACACUCCCUUUUUAUUUCCCUUAUAUGGCCAAGGCGAAAUUCCCCAGUGUUUCUGCAGGAUGUGUGCAGUUUUCGGUGGAAUAUAUUGUCUUCGCCAUAAAGUACAAUGCCUUGUAGUUGACAGAGAAUCUGGAAGAUGUAAAGCAAUUAUAGAUCACCUUGGUCAAAGGAUCAAUGCUAAAUACUUCAUUGUGGAGGAUAGUUACCUGUCUAAGGAAACAUGUUCGAGUGUGCAGUACAAGCAGAUCUCCAGGGCAGUGCUCAUUACGGAUCAGUCUGUCCUAAAGACAGAUUCAGAUCAGCAGAUUUCCAUUUUGACAGUACCUCCGGUGGAACCAGGAGCGCAUGCUGUCCGAAUCACUGAAUUGUGUUCUUCAACCAUGACAUGCAUGAAAGACACCUACCUGGUGCAUCUGACCUGUUCAUCUUCCAAAACAGCAAGAGAAGACUUAGAAUCAGUGGUGAAGAAAUUAUUUACCCCGUAUUCUGAGACAGAAGUAGACCAGGAAGAACUUCCAAAGCCAGAACUCUUGUGGGCUCUUUAUUUUAACAUGAGAGAUUCCUCGGGAGUCAGCCGAAGCUCUUAUAGUGGCUUGCCUUCCAACGUUUAUGUCUGCACUGGGCCUGACUGUGGACUCGGAAGUGAGCAUGCCGUCAAGCAAGCUGAAACACUCUUCCACGAGAUCUUUCCAAGUGAAGAAUUCUGCCCCCCGCCUCCAAAUCCGGAAGACAUUUUCUUCGACAGUGAUGAAAAGCCAGCAGAGCCUCUUGGAACCAAUAAUAUAAUAAUGGCCAAACUAGAAUCCUCUGAAGGGAGCAAAAACCUAGAAAGUUCAGGGAAGCACCUUCAAAACUAGAAAGAAAAAAAACAAACUGGAAAUGCUGCUUUGGGUCUUCGUCCUGGCAUCAGAAUAUUCUCAUUUAAAGGACAGUUUCCUGUAUGAGUAAUUAGAUGUGGUUAUAUGAUGAAUGCCAUGCAGAUGUUGUUUAUAAUUCUCUUUGUGACUUCCAGUCAUUGGAUGCCUUUGUUAACCUAUCAGUAACUGAUUUAUUGGUUAUUGGACUUGCUUUUGUUUCAGAAAGGUCUCCAUAACCCAGAAUUAGGUUUAUUUUAGUACUGGGUAUAUAUGUGAGAGUUCCAUGUUAGCAGUGGUGCUUAAAGGAAAAUGAUAUUAAAUCUGCUGAUUAUCUUCAAAUUUCACUAUUGUCUACAGAAUGGUGAUAUCUAAAGAAUAUUUUAAUUAUUUUUACAGCUAUUACAGUUGCUACCACCUCUGAGUAGUGAAACACACACAGGGGAAAUUAUGUGGGUCUUUUGUUUAUAAUAUAAACAUAUAGAUAUGGUAGCAGCAAUAGCAACUAAUGCAAGUGCCAAUGUGAUAAAAUAUGUUUGUAAUUGUUGGAAGAAUAGUUUUGCAUGAUCUUUUAUUUGUGAAGGUGAUGUUUAGAAUGCAUCUUGCAGUUUAAUUCUCUUGCUUGACCCUUGUAAUCAAUGAGGUAGUGAUGUCACCCCAGUCUUAUACAUUGUUGGAAAGAGUCAGAGAGUUCAGUUAAUAGUUGCAAAGCUCAUUCUUGGGAGGUUUGGUCCAGAGAAAAUCUAGGGGGAAAGAUUAGUUCUGGUUCAAUACUUUAGAAAAUUUCUGCAGAGCACUGCUCUGGCACCUAAAAGAAAAGAACUUCUAAGUAAUUCAGGCUAAAGAAAAAAUAAACUGCUCCAGGAAAAGAUAUUUCAGAAUGCCUGUUCUGAAAUUGCUAAGGGGAAACUGAGUGAAGCAUUUUUAACCUAGGAUUACAGAUGGUUUUAAAAGUCCAUCUGUGAGUAGAUUUCCCAGGAUUUCUCAAUGAAAGUGAAGCACACCAUCUUGUUGGCCCCACCACUUUAAUUAGUAACACUGCAGUUGUUAGAAGCCAAUCGGAGGAAGCUUUACCAUGUCCCUUUGGCUGUGUCCCAGCAAGUAACAAGGUGCACGCCUUCAUAAUCAGCUCCUGCCUCUUAGCUGUUAUCUAGAAGAUAGAAACAUUUUUUUUCCAGAACCACCAGAAGUUAUAAAGCUGCUUAUGUUCUAGCAGGGCAAGCUUGUGGAACUGUCAGAAGAAGUAAACUUCCUUCCUAAGUCACCAUUUUCAUUCCUCAGACAGAGAAUGAUAAUCCUAUAGGAAAUAAGCCCUUUAAUUACAAUAUUUUGCCCUGGAACAGAGCAUUUACUAUGUGCUAUGCACUUAUUGUACUCUCUCAUUAUAGUUUCUCAACAACUCUGUGAUAAUACAUUUUCAGAGAGGAAAUAAAGACAAUAAUUCACUCUGAGUUGGGUCUGUGGCAGAGCCAACAUUGAAAUCCAGGCUUUCAUGAUUUCAAAAUCUUUCAACUAAUAUUAACUAUUAGAAGAGUGUAGGCACUGAAGGAGAAAGAAAAGAUUACUGGCUCAUGAGAACGAGUCCAGCAUUGCUAGUGAAGCAAAGUAGGCAGACAUCUCAGCUUAUUACUGAGUCAGAGAAAUAGGAAAGUAAAGAUUAAUUAAAAAUACAUGUAACUUAGAGCUAUGGAUCUCACUGACGUAGAAUUUGUCUAAGCUUUAACACAAUUAUCCUUUUUAAUUUAUCUUUUGAUUAUGAUGUUAUAAAAAGUAACAUGUUACUAGAGCAAAAUAUGCUCUAAAUAGACUUUUGUUGCUCUUCUAUAUGUGAGGAAAAUGAAACAAGAACAAUUUAAGUAAAUUUCAACUUACUGAAGUAGAGAAGUCAUGAAUUGAUAUUUAUAUAUUUUGAAUCUGUUAUUGCAAAUAUGUUAUUGGUUGGCUUCUAGGCUUAUACUUAUCAAAACAACUGAAAUGUCUGAAAUAGACUGAAAAAUUAGUUAUUGAAAUGCAAAAGAAUUUGAGAUGUUAAAUUAAAUGGAAGUGAAAGUAAUCCAGACCUAUUGAAAAUAUUUUAAUUUCAAUAUGAGGAAUAUUUUUAUUCAUAAGAAUUUGAGAAUAUCAAUGAGAUGUUGCAAAAGAUGAUAGAACCACAGUAAUAGAAACAGGAAAAUGUUAGAUUAGAUAAAAUAAGGGUUUUAAAAACUAACAAAUGAACGUAUUAUUACUUUCCUACUUGAAUACAGAUAAAUUGGAAAUAAAAAAUUACUACCAAAUAAAAGCAUUUUAAAAAUUAGAGGAGAGUAUAAUUUUCUUUUCAUUCUUUUUUUUUUUAAGAUUUAUUUUAUUUUAAAAUCUUUAUUUUAAAGA
Messenger RNA from Cervus elaphus (red deer), 4997 nucleotides. RefSeq names its product CHM like Rab escort protein (gene CHML). Lineage: Eukaryota; Metazoa; Chordata; Mammalia; Artiodactyla; Cervidae. The record is from RefSeq and is a predicted model, not a curated record. Bases 675 to 2630 code for a protein of 651 amino acids. Gene Ontology annotation, cellular component: Rab-protein geranylgeranyltransferase complex; nucleus; cytoplasm. The transcript has 2 exons. Gene Ontology annotation, molecular function: GDP-dissociation inhibitor activity. Gene Ontology annotation, biological process: intracellular protein transport; vesicle-mediated transport; protein geranylgeranylation.